This is a messenger RNA of Odocoileus virginianus texanus, 1080 nucleotides long. RefSeq names its product olfactory receptor family 2 subfamily K member 2 (gene OR2K2). Gene Ontology annotation, biological process: G protein-coupled receptor signaling pathway; detection of chemical stimulus involved in sensory perception of smell. Gene Ontology annotation, cellular component: plasma membrane. The record is from RefSeq and is a predicted model, not a curated record. Gene Ontology annotation, molecular function: olfactory receptor activity; G protein-coupled receptor activity. NCBI's taxonomy places the organism in Eukaryota, Metazoa, Chordata, Mammalia, Artiodactyla, Cervidae.
AUGAACAUUAUACUUUAUCCAUCCGUUUUUGUCCUCAGAUAAAGUGAAUAGAAUCAUAUUAGAAUAACUACAGGUAAAAAGAAGCAAAUGCAAGGCGAAAAUCUCACCAGUUGGAGUUUCUUUUUCCUGGAAGGUUUUUCUAGAUACCCAAAGUUAGAGAUUGUUCUCUUUGUCUUCAGCCUUUUAAUGUAUCUGAUAACCCACUUGGGCAACAGCACUCUUAUUUUAAUCACUGUCAUAGACUCACGUCUUCAGACGCCCAUGUACUUGUUCCUUGGAAAUCUCUCUUUGAUGGAUAUUUGUUACACAUCUGCUUCGAUUCCUACUUUGCUGGUGAACUUGCUGUCAUCCCAGAAAACCAUCAUCUUUUCUGGGUGUGCUGUACAGAUGUAUCUGUCCCUUGCCAUGGGCUCCACGGAGUGUGUGCUCCUGGCUGUGGUGGCCUAUGACCGAUAUGUGGCCAUCUGCAGCGCGCUGAGAUACCCCAUCAUCAUGAACAGACAGGUCUGUGUGCAGAUGGCCACCGUCUCCUGGGUGACAGGCUCUCUGACAGCCCUGGUGGGAACCAGCUUCGCCCUGCGGGUACCCCGCUGUGGGAAUCUCAUCGACCACUUCACAUGAGAAAUUCUCGCAGUGCAGAAGCUAGCUUGCACACGGUCCUUGCUCCUGGACACAAUCAUGCUGGUGAUCAGUGUGCUCCUCCUGCCCGUUCCAAUGCUCUUAAUUUGCAUCUCUUACGUCUUCAUCCUUUCCACUAUUCUGAGAAUCAGCUCAGCAGAGGGCAGAAGCAAAGCCUUUUCUACCUGUGGUGCCCACUUGACUGUGGUGAUCUUGUAUUACGGGGCUGCUCUCUCCAUGUACCUAAAGCCUUUUUCAUCAGGCUCACAAGAAAUAGAUAAAAUCAUCUCAUUGCUUUAUGGAGUGCUUACUCCUAUGCUGAAUCCCAUAAUUUACAGUUUAAGAAACAGAGAAGUCAAAGAUGCGGUGAAAAAAGUGCUGGGCAAAAUGUACUUACAGCAAACACAAGAACAUCUCUGGCUGUGUGUCCAUGAUUUCUUUCCAGGGGUGUGUCCUUGGUAG